Xenopus laevis (African clawed frog) is the source of this 4491-nucleotide messenger RNA. It is a transcript of the gene evx2.L, whose product is annotated as homeobox even-skipped homolog protein 2. NCBI's taxonomy places the organism in Eukaryota, Metazoa, Chordata, Amphibia, Anura, Pipidae. The record is from RefSeq and is a predicted model, not a curated record.
UACUAUCUGAUCAACAAAUUAUAGUAUAUUACAAUCCCAUUUUACACUGCAUGUGACAAAUAUAACUAAAGUUGGACAGGAGAGAGAGGAUGUUAAUGGGUAUGUAUAUUGUUUGCAAGUUAUUUGAGCUGCAAAAUAUAAUGAAUAGAAGGGUGGUUACUAUCAGACUGCAAACUCUUCUUUUUGUCAAUAAAAAGAUCAUUCUUUUCACAAUAUUUCUCAGAGGAAGUAGAAAAAAAAGGCAGAGAGAGAAAGCAGCAUCAUUAGGAGCUAAAAGGCAACACAACAGAAAUGAGAAGCCUAAUGAUGUCCCUAAAUGAAGGGGGAAACGUUGCUCAGUUCAUUUUAUUAAUCAGACUGUCAAUUUCACCCCAGAGGCCGAGCCCCUGAGCGAUUGGAGCUGAGCUGAAGCUGGAGGGGAGAGAGAGCGUCCAGUCCAUUCGUUGUGUGUCUCUCUACCUGGCCCUAUUUGUCUGCCAGGAAUCCGCCUUCAUUAGCCACUGACAGGAGCCUCUAUUUAUUUGCUUAUAAAACUGUUACAAUAAAUGAUUAUUCAAACAGCGUCAUUCAGACCUUAAUGACGAGCCCCAGUUUUUGAUGAAUGACACUGCUGCCUGGGAGGAUGUAUGGGUCAUUUUGACCAGUCAUUCCAUCGCUUUGGCAUCCCACAAUUUCUACGCAACGAUCAAGGAGGGUGGGAAAAAAAAGUCCACCCUACAGAUAAUAGUGGGAGACAGUGGCAGGCUGACAGCGAGCUGGUCCUGCUGCAAAUAAUCAUCAUCUCUAUCUACAGCACCAGCAGCCUCUGCACUUUUUUUUCAGUUUUUUUUUCUCUCGCUCUCUCUCUCUCCAAAGCUGAGAUGAUGGAAAGGAUAAGAAAGGAGAUGAUUCUCAUGGAGAGAGGCUUGCACAGCCCAGGAUCAGGCAAGAGACUUCCCACUGUAUCCGACCCAGCUGGGCAUGCAGUGUUAGAGGCCCUGGAACAUGCUCACCACGCUGGGCGCCUCAGUCCCAGGAUCACCUCCUCCUCUAUGCACGGACCCAUAGGGGAACACCCCAGUAAGGGCAAGUUUGAGAUCGACUCUCUCUUCGGCAUCUCUCACUCAGCGGGGGAAAGUAACGGGAACACUGAUAUCUCCGGGGCUGACAGGGGCAAGAAGCUCAGUCAAUAUUCCGAAGUUUCCAAAGAGGCAGAUAUGAGCAGUGAUGUGGAGGUGGGCUGCGCAGGGAUGCGCUCCCCCAGCAGUAUCAAUGGCAGCCAACUCAAGGAAAGCAGCAAAGACAGUGGAUCAUCCGUGGCCAGCACCACCGGCUGCUCUACACCGUCCGGAUUAAGUAACCUCAAUGGGCUCAAUCCAGUUGGGAGCUCUAGCUCCGCGGCAGAUCAAGUGCGCCGGUACCGAACAGCUUUUACCCGGGAGCAGAUAGGGCGCCUAGAGAAAGAGUUCUACCGGGAGAAUUACGUGUCUCGGCCCAGAAGAUGCGAAUUGGCCGCUUCUCUAAACCUCCCGGAGACCACCAUCAAGGUCUGGUUCCAGAACCGGCGCAUGAAGGACAAGAGGCAGCGACUGGCCAUGUCGUGGCCUCACCCAGCAGACCCGAGCUUCUACACUUACAUGAUGACCCACGCUGCGGCCACCGGGAGCCUGCCUUACCCCUUCCAUUCCCAUGUGCCCUUGCACUACUAUCCCCACGUUGGGGUGACUGCGGCUGCGGCAGCUGCUGCAGCCUCCGGUGCUGCUGCUGCGGCCGCUUCCCCUUUUGCUACCUCCAUCCGCCCUCUGGACACUUUCCGUGCCCUCUCCCACCCUUACUCCCGACCGGAACUUCUGUGCAGUUUCAGACACCCAGGUCUCUACCAAUCCCCGGCUGGGAUCAACAGCACCGCGGCAGCUGCAGCAGCUGCGGCGGCCGCAGCAGCAGCCUCAGCACCGGGCGCUUCUCCUUGCUCCUGCCUCAGUUGUCAUAGCAACCAGACGGCUUCAGCCUUGGGCGCAGCCAGCAGGGGGUCGGAUUUCACUUGCACUGCGGCCUCCCAAAGAUCAGAGAGCAGCUUCCUCCCUUACUCAGCAGCAGUACUCAGCAAAACGUCAGUGUCUCCUCCGGAUCAAAGAGAGGAUACCCCCCUUACAAGAUAACUGAGCCCUAAAGGGCACCCCCUCUCUGUACUGAUCCAUUCCAAGCAGAGAGGACUGGACAGGUCAUACCCAAGCACCUGCAGACAAGGGGGACUUUUUCUACUGACCCCUACACCCCACUAAUUGUAUUUAGACAUCAAACACCAAAUCAUCUUCUACCAGCUGGGCAACAACCUCUCGCCCAAGAGCCCCUGGCAAGGAAAGGACCAAGCCCUUUGCUAGUGAGAAGUGAAUUUGCAGUGCAAGACUUGGCACACUGUGGUUUCUUUUGGUUUACACGAUGUUCAAUCCAUUGGUUUGAUUAUGAUUUACUUGCUAUAAAAUACAUGUUGUAUAGGUUGCCUUAUUCUGUAGGCUGAUGACAUUUUGCUAUGCCCAUUCAGAUCCACCUUUAUCCCAUUUACUGUAUCUGGAAAUACUUGAAAGCUGAGAUGGGGGGCUGUCUGGCAGAUAGAAAUGGCUGAUCCCAGGCUGAUGAAUGAUUUCCUGUGAAUCCACCUCUGGGUACCAGCAAUUCCCUCUCCCAGGCCAGGGAUCCAGCAGGGACUUGGCUGAACUUUGAGAAGCGCAGCACAAACUAGUGAUGUUAUUGGCCUGUCAAUUCUGAUGCUAAUAAUGUGCAGAUUAUGACGAAAAUUGCCAAUCAUGUUCUCUGAUGGACCCUCCUUUGAAUGUAGAAUUGGAGGAAAGUUCCCCGCAUAGAGACCUGCUGUCAGGUACUAACAACCCGCUCAGGGAAGUCAUUAGGAGAGACAGAUAAGCGGCUGCUCCAUAAAACAUUGUUCGUGGUGCCGGGGAUGCGGCCUCUUUAGUGCUACUACAGCUCCUACCUGCAGCCAUUCGGCAGGAGAGAGCCCGGCUCUUAGCAGCAGAAUUGCCAAUUUCAUUCCUGUAGCUCGGGCACCCUGGGCAGACUUUCCUCCUUAAAGCUCAUGUUGCACCAGUGUGUGCGGACCCUCAUUAAAUCAAAGCAGAACAUUUCCAUACAGCUCCCCGCAGAGUCGCAUCUCUCUCUGCUUCUAAUGAGAUGCUCUGCAGUACUGCUGGGCCUGUCCUUUACUUCCAAUGGCCGACACGGGCCCGCAGCAUGCUCAGGCCUCUCUACUAUUGUAUCACUAGCAUCACACACUCAGACAAACAUGCACACAACUUACUUACACACACACACACACACACCUUGUACAUAGUAAUACACACAACACACACUGAGCUCACAUACACUAUACACAAAAAAAUCAUAUGCAUUAUCAUUACAGACACAAACUCACACAUACACAGAACCACGACAAACACACACAUAUAAACUGUAUACAAGCCAUUCACCACUGUACUUACAGCAACACUGGCCACACACACACACACACACACACACUAACCCCAAGCACUUAAACACACACGCAUAUCAGGUGUGCACACCAACACAUCACAUCACACUCACGUCUUAGCACAAACACAACCUCAAAUUAACAAAGAACCCCCCCCCAAUGUAUAAGUAAAUAAGCAAAAAUAUACAGCUACACAGAUCUAUGUAUUGCACUGAUUGUUAGGGGCAAAUGGAUCAUAUAACUUUUGUGUUACAUGUUUCAGUGCAUUGUCAGUGUACACAAUAUUGUCUGUCCCCUUUCUUUCUCUAUGUAGAAUGUCUUUCUCUUGAUAUAUACAGAUGUGCAGCCUUACAUACGCCUGUGUGCAUGUAUAUACACAUAUAUUACAGUGCGGGUUAACACAACACUGGAAAUUCCCUUCUAUAAUGGACCCCGAAUGUCACUGAAAAGAAUACACACUUGUGCUGUAAUAUGCGUAAUUCUUAAAAAUCCAGAUACAGAGGUUGUUAUUCUUAUUCGUCCCUUAUUUUGUUUCCAAUCCCUCUGUUCUGAAACUGGACCCUGCAGUGGGAUUUCCUCCAUUUCAUUUCUUAACAUUUCUGUCUUUUUUUUUGUUAAAUGAAUCUAUUUAUUUUCUUAAUAUAUGAUUUCUGGAUGGAUGGAUGGCUACUGGCGAGUCUAGCACUGUCAUACAUUUGCUCCCAAUUGAUCUAGAGUGUCUGUUCCCAUAUUAUGGGUGUGGGUUGUACAUUUUUGGGCAAUAAUGUUUACAUUUCGAGCGUGACUAGCUGACGGGCCAGUGGUUAGCGAGAAUGACAAACAUUUUAUUUAUGUUAGAUCCGUUAUAUACACAUAUAUAUAUAUAUAUAUCUGUAUAAAGAAAUCUGUAAAAUAUUCGUGUUUUAAAUAUUGGUGUCUGUAAGAAUCCACUGUAAAAUAUUUUACAAACGUGCAAUAAUGACAGCGAAAAGCUUUGUAUAUUAUGUUAUUUAUUGUGUUCGGUGACGAAAAAUAAAACAUUAUUUAAA